Messenger RNA from Fomitopsis serialis, 1064 nucleotides. RefSeq lists its product as uncharacterized. The transcript has 5 exons. Bases 254 to 958 code for a protein of 234 amino acids. The record is from RefSeq and is a predicted model, not a curated record. Lineage: Eukaryota; Fungi; Basidiomycota; Agaricomycetes; Polyporales; Fomitopsidaceae.
GCGGAAAUGAGAUCCCUUCUUGUCACCACCCACCAUCAUGCGUGUCGUAUUCGCCUCAGCUUGGUUCGCGCUCCUCAGCACCACCCUGCUAACCGUCCUCUUCGGUGCCGAGCCGGUAUCAGGAUUGAGCUUAGCGAACCUUGGGAGGUAAGCAUUUCUGGUUCGUCUUCGCGGGCGUCGGAUGCCACUGAUAAACGAUAACAGCAACAUAUUUGGCGGAUAAAAAGACGCUGUUGACAAAGCGCACGAUGGCAUGAACAAGGCGCUUUCUGACGCCAUUCAUCAUCUGGGCGAGCUCGACACUCCAGAACAAUUCUGGGAGCAUAUGCUUUCACUCGGCCAUCAUGCUCAGGACUACGCUGCGUCUCUCGUCCACGAAGCUGUGCAAGAGGUUGACGCGACCGCCGUCGCCCAGCUACGCCAAUUUCAAUACGUGAUACAGGUAGUCGUCUCUGACACCGAGGACCUGAAAGAGGUCAUUGCACAAGCGGGAGACAAGCCAUUCGACGAGAUUCAGCAUGGUAUCGAGAAGGUAUUCGCCGACCUUCUAGAGCAGUUGAAGGGGCAAGGCAACGUGUCUCUAGUCAUCCGCAAAGCAGAAGAGGCCUUUAUCAGGUUAAGCGUGCAGGAUGGGAUGUCGGAGAUGCAGCUUCGGACGCAUCUCGACCCGAUCAUGAAGCAUGUCGAGGAUAUCGUCGUUACUAUCGGGGACUUGGUGGAACAACAUCCGGUCUUGCUCGAGACCUUGAUUGUCUCCGGCAUCAUGCUCACCAUCCCAGAGUCGUGGCUCCUACGUCCUCUGUUCAGGCUCUUCGGCAUGUCCACUGAGGGCCCCGUUGCAGGUUCCGCGGCGGCUUGGGCUCAGCGCCGCUUUUACGGCGCAUACAUCCCGAAGGGCAGUUGGCUCUCGCACCUGCAGCGCGCAGGCAUGAAGGGCGCGUCCCGGUGGAUCUGGUGAAGAAAGCCGUAGGCGGUUGCAUUCUGGCUGGCGGCUUGUUCGCGGGAGCCUGAGAUCGCGCGGCACUUAUUUGUUAUUAUCCAUUGCCUGAUGUAGUGUAUGUGGG